This is a messenger RNA of Herpailurus yagouaroundi (jaguarundi), 1050 nucleotides long. RefSeq names its product membrane-spanning 4-domains subfamily A member 3. The record is from RefSeq and is a predicted model, not a curated record. The transcript is spliced from 7 exons. The coding region runs from base 310 to 948 and encodes 212 amino acids. Gene Ontology annotation, cellular component: plasma membrane. Lineage: Eukaryota; Metazoa; Chordata; Mammalia; Carnivora; Felidae.
CACAGGGCCAGCAGACAGUUACUGCUGCUGCCAGUUUCCUAAUCAACGGCAAGCCUUGGGGACGCGCAGUGAAAGCAGAGUCGUCCCAGGUGCCCGUGUGGUUGGCACACUCUUCAGUCAGCCAGCACCACAUUUUCACCGACUCCUCUAGAGUGUUGCCUCAGGCAAAGGUACGUUAAGCCUGAGUCCGAAGAGGCUGCAGUUUUCCAGAAAGGACACCGUCACUGUCAUUACUGAGAGUCUCCUACUCGGCUUCAGAGGGAAGACGUCUUCCAACGCUUGAAGCCUCCAAGCCGUCAAUAACCCCAGAUGGCCUCCCGAGGAGAUGAGAAUGCAGAACUGGAGGCAACCUCAGCAGGUGGUACCCCAGCGAGCCAGGUGGAACCAGAGGUGGUGAAUAACUCUGUCUACCAGCCCAUUAAUGGAUCACAAAAUCACCAGAAGGAGAAGUUACAGGCCCUUGGGGCCGUCCAGAUCAUGAAUGGAGCAACAAUUCUGGCUCUGGGUGUUUUUCUAGGUGCCUUACAAAGCAUAUUUCGUCCCUUCCGCCCGUUUUUCUUGGUCUUCUACACAGGCUACCCACUAUGGGGUGCUGUUUUUUUUAUUGUUUCAGGAUCCUUGUCUGUUGCAGCUGGGAGAAAGCCCACAAAAAAGUUGGUGGAACACAAUUUUGGAAUGAAUAUUGCCAGCACUACCGUUGCUCUAGUUGGGUUUGUUUUGGUCUCGAUCAAUUUAGCAGUUAAUAAGUAUUCUCUCAAGGGAUGUCCAUCUUCAGAGUCACUGGACUUAUGCAUUUGCAUGGACGUCUUAUCAAACGGCAUCAUGUCUCUAAUGCUCAUCCUUACCUUGCUGGAAUUAUGCAUCAGCAUCUCUGUUUCAGCCAUGUGGUGUGCAGAAAACGCAUGUAAUUCCAGAAAGGCGAUUUCCUCACCUGGUAAUUCUGUGUAAGCAGAAAUGCCUCCUGAUGAAACUAAAUCUGAGAGCAAGGAAGUUCAACCUCAACUCUCCAAUGAGUCAGAGCUUCAUCAAAGACCUCAGGAAGACAGGAGC